UUCUACUUUAAUCACCUAGGGUGACCGUUACGCGGACAAGCCGUAUAUAUAGUAAUUCAAAGAUUUUAUGAGUAAUAAUUCGGAAUUACCUUUAUUGUAAUUAUUAAAAUUAGAAUUAUAACUAUAAUAUGUCCUUUUUGAAUAAUCUCCUUUUCAGUAAGUCUUCUUUAUGCUUCGAAAAAAUUGUAUUGGUCAGGUACACGAUGUCCAUCAAAAGAUCGUAUGGAUGAUAAAAUCGUUGUUAUUACUGGAAGUAAUACAGGCAUUGGAAAAUAUACAGCUAUUGAAUUAGCUAAACGAGGUGCACAUAUUAUUCUAGCAUGUCGAAAUCAAGAACGAGCAGAAACAGCAAAGAAAGAAAUACAAAUUAAAUCUAAUAAUAAUCAUAUUGAUAUCGAAAUUCUUGAUACAUCUUCAUUUCAAUCAGUACGUGAAUGUGCUUCACGAUUAAAAAAACGAUUACCUAGAAUCGAUGUAUUAAUUAAUAAUGCUGGUGUUUUAACCGAAUCUCAUGAAAAAUCUAUUGAUGGUUAUGAAAUACAUUUAGCUACUAAUCAUCUUGUUUUUAAUUGUCAAAUACAUUGGGAUGAUAUUAAUUUAGAAAAAGAAUCCUAUACACCGUUUUAUAUAUAUGCACGCAGUAAACUUGCUAAUAUUAUGUUUACAAAUGAAUUAGCUAAACGAUUAAAAGGAACAAAUAUUACAGCGAAUAGUCUUCAUCCGGGUGUUAUAAAAACAGAUCUUGGUCAUAAUAUUGGCGGUCGUUAUCAGCAUAUUUUUCGUUUAUUCUUGAAAAUACUAUCUCCUAUUCUAUGGUUUUUUUUUAAAAAUACUGAAGAAGGUGCACAAACAACGAUUUAUUUAGCAAGUGAUAUUAAGCUUGAUAAUGUCACCGGCAAAUAUUUUAGUGAUUGUACCGAAGUACAACCAUCAGAUAAAGCUCUUGAUGAACAAGAUAAUCGACGUUUAUGGUUACUAAGUGAACAAAUGACAAAACUUGAUGAAAUUUAA
Messenger RNA from Adineta steineri, 1011 nucleotides. The record is from the annotation of a GenBank genome assembly. NCBI's taxonomy places the organism in Eukaryota, Metazoa, Rotifera, Eurotatoria, Adinetida, Adinetidae.